GGCAGUAGCGCGACAGUUUAUCUUUUUACGGCUGUUCAGGCAACGCAUUUUCGACAGUUGCAGUUUUCCUCCAUGCUGUGGCAGCCUCUACAUCAUGUCAGACACAGAGGAAACUGUGGAGAAAUACAAGCAGGAGGAAGAAGAGGCGGAUGAGGAAGAAGAAGUUGAGGAAUCAUCUGAGGUGGAAGAACUGGUAGAGGAGGAAGAGGACGCUGAAGAGGAGCAGGAAGAACUGCAACAGGAGGAAGAUGAGCGGGAACAAGUGGAGGGAAACCAGGGGGAAGCCAAGCCACGGACCAAGUACAUACCCAACAUUGCUCCUCCCAAGCUGCCAGACGGCGAGAAAGUAGACUUUGAUGACCUACACAGGAAGAGGCUGGAGAAAGACUUCAACGACCUGCAGAGCCUAAUUGAGCUGCAUUUCUCCAGCCGCCAGAAAGAGGAGGAGGAGCUGGUUGCCCUUCGUAGCCGCAUCGAGCGGCGACGUGCCGACCGAUCUGAGCAGCAGCGUGUUCGCAGCGAGCAGGACCGUGAGCGACAGGCCCGUCUCACUGAGGAGCGGGCCCGACGUGAAGUAGAAGCGGCCAAGCUCCGCGCUGAGGAGGAAGCCAAGAAGAAGAAGGUAUUCUCCAACAAGGCAUUUGGUGGUUACAUGCAGAAGGUGGACGUGAAGAAGGGCAAGAAGCUUACGGAGCGUGAGAAAAAGACCAAGGCUCUGUUGGAGCGCCGCAAGCCCCUCAAUAUUGACCACCUCAACCAGGAGAAGCUGGCGGAGAAGGCUCGCGAGCUCUGGCAGUGGCUUUGCCAGUUGCAUGCCGAAAAGUUUGACUUGGCUGAAAAGCUGAAGAGGCAGAAGUACGACGUGUAUGUGCUGCGGAACCGAGUCACCGACCACCAGAGGGGCUCUAAGGCGGCCAAGGCAACUCGCGGGUCCAAGAAGUUACGUUAGUUACAGUUACAACCCCAAACUCAGAUUCAAUAGGCAUAGCUUUCUUUGGACUCUUUUAGGUACCAACACUUUCUUAUGUCUUGUGUCAUAUUUCCUGAGGGUGCAGGUCUGCAUGUCUGCUUGUCUGGGAUGGUGUGUUUCCAGUAUACAAAUUUAAAUGUAACUCAAGCAGCUACAACUGAUAAGCCUACACAGUGUGUUUACAGGUUUUGCACAAGAUGACUAUAGUUGUCUGACGUAAACCAUGUGUUUCAUAAGGUAUAUGAUUACUGAUAUUGUGUUCACAAAUAAAGCAAAUUUUUUGAAUGCUCUCAG
This is a messenger RNA of Esox lucius (northern pike), 1264 nucleotides long. RefSeq names its product troponin T2c, cardiac (gene tnnt2c). NCBI's taxonomy places the organism in Eukaryota, Metazoa, Chordata, Actinopteri, Esociformes, Esocidae. Gene Ontology annotation, biological process: regulation of muscle contraction; sarcomere organization; cardiac muscle contraction. The record is from RefSeq and is a predicted model, not a curated record. Gene Ontology annotation, molecular function: tropomyosin binding; troponin C binding; troponin I binding. Gene Ontology annotation, cellular component: troponin complex. Bases 95 to 949 code for a protein of 284 amino acids. The transcript has 2 exons.